AUAAUUUUUUAUAUUAUAUGUAGGACUCCAAUCAGGACAGGACUUGCUCUUGCGAUCUUUUCAUUGCUAAUUUAUUUUGAGUUACCACUUUUGUAUUACUAAUUUUUGAAUGUCAUUUAUUUUCUGAAAUUCAUUAAACGACAGAUCAUAAUCGAUCGGAACAUUAGGUGCAUUAGGUGUAUGCCAAUAGGUUCUGAACCUGGGGUGAUUACGUACAAUGCGAUUGUGAAUUUUAUUGGAACAUUAGGUGUUUUCUUGAUGCACACAAGGUGUUUGAUGAUGCGCACAAGGCGUUUGAUAAAUGAUCGAAAUCAAUGCUUUUUCUUGCAGAAUUAUGGUUUGAUACUAGUUUCAAAAUCUAUACUAGAAUCAAUGCGUUUGAUGCUUUGAACCUGUUAAGAAUGGUAUUUCAAAAUCUAUACCAGUUUCAAGUGCUCUUGAGGCUUCUUCUGCUAUUCGGCUUGCUCUGCUAGAUCUUUGCAUCCCGGUAAGGAAAUCCACGGGCAUAUGGUAAGAAAAGGUUUGGGUUAUGAUUAAGUGGUUGGGAGUUUGUUGGUCGGAUAUGUAUGCUAGGAUAUGUAUGCUAAUUGUUGCGAUAUAAAUAAAGCUCGCCGUAUAAUAAACGACUUAUUUCCAUCUGUCUCUUAUUUGCUGUUGGGGAGUUCUUCGAUUGAGUUAUAUAUGUUUGGAUAACACUCUGUGGUCACCAUCUUAAUUCCUAUGGAGUCUAGGGAAAUUGCUUGCAGUGAGUUCAGUAGAGCAAUGGUUUCUUAAUUAUUGUACAGAACAGUCAUUCUCCGGUUCUCACUAAAUUACUCAAAUAAUAAUUCAAAGAAGCAUAAGAAUGGGUCCUAAAUAUACUCAUGAUUCUUCCCCAUUGAGUAUAUCAGACAUAUUUCAGAACCCUACGGCUGUACUAGAUUCUUUAAAUGACAAUGACAAAUGAAAGGAUGUGUUGGGGAAAAUCCAAAAUGUUGAGAAUUUUCAGAGAGAUUAGAAUUUCUCGACGGGCCAUGGUUCUUAAAAUGUAAGAUCAUUCUUAAGUUCAUCUAUGGUAUAACAUUAUUGUGUUUUUUAAGUCACAAAUGUCAUUCUCGAUUAUGUGUUUGUGAAAAUUAUUUCAUGACGAGAUUGUUUUAUGAUUAACGUGUGCUAAAUAAUAGGUCAAAAAUGUCAUUCUCCAUCAUGUAUUCGCCUUAUAAUAAAGCCACUUAUUUCCAUUAAUCUCUAAUUAUUUGUCAUUGGGCGCUACAGAGUUAAGCCAAUAGAAUGGCAGUUCCAGAAUCCAGUGCUUCUUACAUGCAUGUUCUAGAGACACAAUGAGAUAUGUAUGCCAAUUGCGGCAAAUAUUGAUGAAGCUCGCCAUGUAAUAUACGACUUAUUUCUAUCUGUCUCUUAUUGCCGUUGGGGAGUUCGACUCUUGAGUUAAGCCAAUAAAAAUGUCAGGUCCGGCGGUUUUAUAUAUGUUCGGACAACACUCUGAGGUAACCCUCUUAUUUCCUAUGGAAUCUAGGAAAAUUGCUUGUAGUGAGUUCAGUAGAGCAAUGGUUUCUUAAUUAUUGUACAAAUAGAAAUUCAAAGAAGCAUAAGAAUGGGUCCUAAAUAUACACAUGUUUAUUCCAUGUUCAGUAUAUCAUACAGCUGAUAAUUUUCCUAACCCUACGUGCGUACCAGAUUCUUUAGAGGACAAUGACAAAUGAAAUGUUGUGUUGUGAAAAAUCCAAAAUGUUGAGAAUUUUCAGAGAGAUUAGAAUUUCUUGAGGGUCACUUGCAUGGGGCAUGGUUCUUAAAAUUGAAGAUCAUCCUUAUGUUCAUCUAUGGUAUGACAUUAUUGUGUCUUUUCAGUCUCGAUUAUGUAUUUGUGAAAAUUAUUUCAUGACGAGAUUGUUUUAUGAUUAACGUGUGGUAGAUAACAGAAUUAGUUUUUUCAGUCUAAAAUAGCAUUCUCGAUUAUAAAUUUGCCUUACAUAGAGCCACUUAUUUCCAUUAAUAUCUUUUUUGUCAUUGGGGAGUUCUUCCACAGAGUUAAGCCAAUAGAAUUGCAGUUCCAGAAUCCAGUGCUUCUUAUAUGCAGGUUCUAGAAACACAAUGAGGUCACCUUCUUAUUCUUAUCCGAGUCUAUGAAAAUUGCCAGUGAGUUCAGUAGUCUAAUGAAAAGCUUUCGAGGUUCUUGGUUUCUUAAAUAAUUAACAAUUGCUCAUGGAGUCAUGGCCUUGACAAAUGAAAUUUUGAAAAUACAUAAAAAUGAGUCCUAAUUAUAAAGAAGUGAUGGAGAUACACUGGACCCUCUUAUUCCGAAUAAUGGCGUAGGGUUUUAUUCUUUUUAUGCAAGUAGUGCAAGCAAUACACAUGUUUCUCAGUGCCGGACUCUCUAUUUUGGACGCAGGUACGGGAAAACGAGAUAAAAUAUAUUUUCUAAAUUAUGGAUCUUCUUUAUGUUUUUUAAUUUUUGCUUCUAUCUUUUACAAUUUUUUUUUAUUCAACUUAUAUGUGCUCAUGAAAUUGGUUAAAGUGUUUAUAUUUUAAUUAAAAGAUUUGACAUAAAAUAAGUGUCGUGCCUGGGUGUCCGAAUAUCGGACAGGGGUACAUCUAUCUACACAGAAUAGCCUAUUCUUCUUGAGGGUGACCUGAAUUUAUCAUGUAGGGUCUAAGAACAUAUUGUAGUUCAUCUAUGGCAUGACAAUAUCGUGUGUUUUCUUAGAAAUGUUAUUACUCCCUCCGUCCCACCAGGAUGUUUACGUUCACUGUUUGCACGCAUUUUGAGGCUCUUAUAAAGUAUAGUUCAAAAAUAUUUUUUUUAAUUUUUCUUUUUUUGAAUAAAAGUUUAAACGUCAAACUUUUUUUCAGGAUUUUUAAAAAAAAUAAAUAUAUAAUGUAAGUAUACUUUAUCGGAGCCUUAAAAUGCGUGUCAAAAAGUAACGUAAAGAACCUGGUGGGACGGAGGGAGUAUUGAUUAUAUAUUCAUAAAAACUAUUCCAUGACACCAUUGUCUUAUAAUUGCCUUGCUCAAUGUAAAUUUGAGUUUAUUCAUUUGCUCAAAUGUAUUAGUGUGCCUAUAUAUACCUGCUGUUUAGUUAUGCAAUGAAACAACUGCAACAAUACAUUCAAAGAGAAGGGAAGGCACUGCAAGCAAGAGCAAUGGAUCAGAUGUCGGAUUCGGAUAAAAAAGUAUCAAGAGUUCCUGUCUCAAGACCCGAAUUCACUAUCAGUGACCUUAAGAAAGCUAUACCUCCCCAUUGCUUUAAGCGUUCUGCUUUUCGCUCUUUUUCAUACCUUCUCUCUGAUAUCACCGUUUUCUUCUCUCUUUCGUACAUUUUCACAACAAUCAUGACACAACCUAUGCAUCAAAUCUACUUCUAUAUGACCUGCAUUGUUUAUUCAGUGAUACAAGGCUGUGUAUUCUCACGGUUCUGGAUCAUAGGCCACGAAUGUGGUCACAGUGCUUUCAGUGAGUACAAAUGGCUAGACGACACAGUUGGAUUCACCCUGCACUCCUUCCUCCUGUUUCCUUACUUCUCGUUUAAGUACAGUCACCACCGCCACCACACAAAAACCGGUUCUCUUGAACAAGACGAACUAGACAUCCCUCUGCUCAAGUCCCAAGUUCCAUCAAUUCACAAGCACUUGACCACACAUCCUGUACCAAGAUUCUUGGUCAUCACUCUGGUUUUAAUCUUCGGUGUGCCUCUAUACUUGCUUGUAAACUUCCGUGGUCGUGCUUAUAAUCAAUUCGCCUCUCAUUUCUAUCCGUUUAGUCCAAUGUACUCACCUAACCAACGCGCUCAAAUCUUACUUUCUGACACUGCAUUACUCGCCAUGCUCUAUGGACUAUACACACUCGUUUCACUAAAAGGAUUUGCUUGGAUUGCUCUUGUUUACGGAGGACCACACCUGGUUCAUACUGGCAUGCUUUUCGUCGUGGCCUUACUCCACCACACUCACCCUCUAGUACCUUACUAUGAUUCCACAGAGUGGGAUUGGCUAAGGGGAUCAUUGUCUACCAUUGAUCGAAACUAUGGAAUCCUUGACACAAUCUAUUAUCAAGCAACCAAUACUCAUGUAGCACAUCAUCUCUUCACAUCAAUCCCACAUUACCAUGCAAUGGAGGCCACCAGAGCAAUCAAACCGAUACUCGGAGAGUACUACAGGUAUGAUGGCACAAUAUUUUACAAAUCGCUGUGGAGUGCUAUUAAAGAGUGUGUCUAUGUCGAGGAAGAUGAAAGCAAAGGGAUUUAUUGGUAUAACAACAAGCCCUGAAUUCUGAUCCAGUGGCUUUAUAUCAUAAGAAAUAUAGCUGUGUUGUUCAGACUUCAGAUGUUGGUAAAUAAGCUUAUGCAUAUAUGUAAUAGUUUCAUCGUAUGUGAUAGAAUAAAUAUGGGCGGGAUUGAAUAUAUGACGGGGUUAGCGGAUUUUGUAAUCAUCAUUGAACAAUGAAGAAGAAUAUGCGGUCCUUCAAGAAUCGAUACAAAUUAUGAUCCCGCUCUUGCAGAUAUUUCCAUUCCAACCAAUGAUGAUGCUAAAUAGUGUGGUUAAGGCUAUAUGUUGGGGAGUGUUGUUGUUUCGACUCUUGAUCAGGCUCGAAAUUUAUGUAGAACAUAUAGUAGUUGUAAGCUGAUAUACUUUGUUGUCAAAGAAAAUAAUAGUGUGUUGUCUUUCUUCUCUUGUA
Daucus carota subsp. sativus is the source of this 4666-nucleotide messenger RNA. Its product is annotated as delta(12) fatty acid desaturase FAD2-like. The coding region runs from base 3082 to 4257 and encodes 391 amino acids. The record is from RefSeq and is a predicted model, not a curated record. Gene Ontology annotation, biological process: lipid metabolic process. NCBI's taxonomy places the organism in Eukaryota, Viridiplantae, Streptophyta, Magnoliopsida, Apiales, Apiaceae. Gene Ontology annotation, molecular function: oxidoreductase activity, acting on paired donors, with oxidation of a pair of donors resulting in the reduction of molecular oxygen to two molecules of water. The transcript is spliced from 3 exons.